Limanda limanda (common dab) is the source of this 819-nucleotide messenger RNA. RefSeq names its product claudin-10-like. The record is from RefSeq and is a predicted model, not a curated record. The transcript is spliced from 5 exons. Gene Ontology annotation, biological process: cell adhesion; bicellular tight junction assembly. The coding region runs from base 1 to 819 and encodes 272 amino acids. Gene Ontology annotation, cellular component: plasma membrane; bicellular tight junction. Lineage: Eukaryota; Metazoa; Chordata; Actinopteri; Pleuronectiformes; Pleuronectidae. Gene Ontology annotation, molecular function: structural molecule activity.
AUGGGUUACAGGACCGUGGUGAUGUACAUGGAGAUCGGCUGCUUUGUCGUCUGUGUGUCCGGCUGGAUCCUGGUGUGUUCAACGAUGCCAACAGAAAUCUGGACGUGGUCUGAGGUGGACAGCAUCGUCCUGACCACUUCCAACUACUUCUCCAACCUGUGGAAGGAUUGUAUAUCUGAUUCGACUGGAGUAUCUGACUGCAAGGGAAUUCCAUCCAUGCUGGCACUCAACUGGGACAUUCACAUGUGCAGAGCUCUCAUCAUCAUCUCCAUCAUUCUGUCUUUCUUCGGAUCAGUCCUGGUCUUAGUGGGGAUGAAGUGCACUAAGAUUGGAGGAUCGGAGAUUGCUAAUGCAAGAGUAACCUUUGCUGGGGGGAUGAACUACUUCAUCGGAGGGAUGUGUUCUAUGGUCGCUUUCUCUUAUUAUGGAAACAAAAUAAAUUCAGAAUUUCAAGACCCAAAUUACAGAGCUCAGAAGUUUGAAAUAGGUGUUGGUGUCUUUAUCGGCUGGGGAGGCUCCACCUUACUUGUUGUUGGAGGCCUUAUUUACAGUAUCUUUGCCGGGAGGGAAGGAUGUCAAUCAAGCUCCGAACGCUACCCACCAUACCAGUUACCUGACGCCUACGCAGUCGUCCCGACGAAAAGGGCCCCGGCGUCAUUGGCCCGCACAGAGAAGAGCGACAGCAGGAAAUCCAGGAACACCAGUGAAAGCGGAGUCAGCAGUUUCUCUGGCGUCUCCGGUGUCACCAAGACGACAUUGAGUAAUGCAUCCGGGGGCAGUAGCAUCACCAAGACGACAGCAAGCAACGCAUACGUGUAA